This is a messenger RNA of Grammomys surdaster, 2555 nucleotides long. RefSeq names its product prosaposin like 1 (gene Psapl1). Gene Ontology annotation, biological process: sphingolipid metabolic process. The coding region runs from base 18 to 1592 and encodes 524 amino acids. The record is from RefSeq and is a predicted model, not a curated record. The transcript has a single exon. Gene Ontology annotation, cellular component: lysosome. NCBI's taxonomy places the organism in Eukaryota, Metazoa, Chordata, Mammalia, Rodentia, Muridae.
GUAGAACCACAGGCAUUAUGCUGUGUGCUCUAAUUCUCUGGUCUGGUCUCCUGGGGGCCGCCAAGGCCAGCCCCAUCUCGGUUCCCCAAGAGUGUGCCAAGGGUUCGGUGGUAUGGUGUCAGGACCUGCAGGCAGCUGUGAGGUGUCGAGCCGUGAGGCACUGCCAGAGUGCUGUCUGGAGCAAGCCCACAGUCAGGUCCCUGCCCUGCAGUGUGUGCCAGGAUGUGGCUGCUGCUGCUGGUAAUGGAGCGAACCCAGAUGCUACAGAGUCGGACAUUUUGGUAUCAGUAAUGAAGACCUGUGAGUGGCUUCCAAACCAGGAGUCUUCAGCUAAGUGCAAGUGGAUGGUGUACAACCACAGUGCGGCUGUCCUGGGCAUGCUCAGUGGAGCUCCGGGCAGUGCCUCAGCUUCGGUAUGCACUGCGCUCACCCUCUGUGAAUCGCUACAGAGGCACCUAGCUGUGACCACCUCGGAAAGACCACUGACCCAGGAGGAUGCAAAUGAGUUGAUGGCCCCAUUCUUGACCAAUGGGGCCCUGAGCUUCCACCCAUCACAGAUGCCUGGAGCUGCCGUGUGUCAUGAUUGUGUCCAGCUGAUCUCCCGGCUCCAGGGUGCUCUAAAGUCUAACUUGACCUUGGCAGAGGUAACUGUCCAGAGCCAGUGUCAGUCCAUGGGGCCUGGCCUGGCUGCCCUCUGCGAGAACUACAUCCACCGGCAAUUUGUCCCUGCUAAGCAAACACUGCAGAUUCUCCCCCCUCAGGAGGUCUGCAAGAAAGGGGGCUUCUGUGAGGAGCAGAAAGAGUCUCCCCACUGGCUGGCUCAAGUGGCCGCUGUAGAUGGAGUCCCCUCUCUGGAGAUGGAGCUGCCGAGGAAGAAUGAGUUGCAGAUGCAGUUGGGCCUGACAUGCGAUGUGUGCUUGAACGUGAUCCAGGAGCUGGACAAUUGGCUUGAGACCAACAGCACGGAAGCCCUCAUCAGCCACACCCUGGAGCGAGUGUGUUCCAUAAUGCCUGAGUCUCUAAUCCAACAGUGCAUCACCCUGGUGGACAACUACAGCCCCAGCUUGGUGCAGCUCGUGUCCAAAGUUGCCCCAGAGAAAGUGUGUGAGACCAUCAGACUGUGUGGCAGCAAAAGGCAGGCCAGGUCUAUCUCCAGGGCGGUGACAACCACACCAUCCCCGCUCAUGGAUGAGGAAAACCACGGUAGCUUCUGCCAAGGUUGCCAAAGGCUGCUGAGCAUGUCUUCCCAGAAUCUAGACCGCAAGAGCACCAAGCGGGACAUUCUGAAUGCCUUCAAAGGUGGCUGCCGGAUUCUGCCUUUGCCUUACCUGCUGCAGUGCAACCGUUUUGUGGCCGAGUAUGAACCUGUGCUCAUAGAGAGUCUCCGGUUCAUGAUGAACCCCACGGACCUAUGCAAGAAGAUGGGGGCCUGCCACGGCUCCAAGGUGACACUUCUAGGCACAGAUCAGUGCGUCAUGGGCCCCAGCUUCUGGUGCAAGAGCCCAGAGGCCGCCGAGAUGUGUGAUGCCCUGGAGCACUGCCAGCGCCUUGUGUGGAAAAAGCCUGUCUCCAAAACCAAUGAGCAGCCAUGACUGUGGCCACCAGAACCCAAAGCCUGUCAGGGGCCAAUCCUACCUGCAGGCUUCUGCCUCCCAAGCGGACCUUAUGAAGUGGGUGUUAUCCCCAUGUCGUAGGUAAAAAGCUGAGGCUCUGAGCCUCAGGGAGUUGGGGCAGAGUGGAGCUGAUAUUCAAAGCCAUGAUGUCCUGAUGCUGGGCAGUGUCAUUUUUUCUGUCUCUGCCCUCACCACCGUCUCUAACAAACAGAAGGUCCCUCCUUAUCCCUGCCCCAGUAAGCCACCCUCUCCUGCUGUGCUGUGAUGCUGAUGGCCUCCCAUGCAGGGUGAGAGCCCAGCUGUGUGUCAAAGCAGCUGCAGGAGGGUCAGAUAGGUAAGGGUAGGUCAGUAGAGGGGACCAUUACUAGUUGGGCUAGUGGCUCUUACCAAUAGUUUGGGGUAGAGGUUGGGUAUUCUCAGGCUAGGGUCUCUCAGGUUGGCUCUCGGUGGUGCAGUUGGGGCAUGAGUGGCUCUGGACUUCUGAGGGAGGGUCCUGGGUCAUUGGCUACCACCCACAAGGGACAUUUGGACUUUAUAUGACUCUUUUCCAUGUCUUGUCUCACCAAGAGGAAUUGGUCCACCCACCCAGACUUCAGCCCUCCUGGUGCUAAGCAAUCUGGGGUGUACUUAAAAUCAGGAGAAAAAAAAACCCUGCUGGGUGAGCAGUGGGGAAAGCCCUGAGGGGUGUGGAAUGGCUGUAGCACGGGAAGUAGCAAGAGGUCCACCCUAGUCAGCAGUCUGCUGAGCCUCGGUUUUCUAAUCUGUAGACUGGGAGGAUCAUGUCUGCCUCAUAGGGAUGUUAAGACAGUUUUAGGAGACGUCCUCAAGCUCUUUCACUUAGAGACUGGUACCCAAUGACCUACCAGGAUCAGCAAAAUCUAUCUUGGGAAUCAAUAGGAUCUCUGGGGAGUCUGACCAAAGAAGUUUAUAUAAACCAGAAGC